Mangifera indica (mango) is the source of this 1810-nucleotide messenger RNA. Its product is annotated as protein MIZU-KUSSEI 1. The record is from RefSeq and is a predicted model, not a curated record. Bases 714 to 1490 code for a protein of 258 amino acids. Lineage: Eukaryota; Viridiplantae; Streptophyta; Magnoliopsida; Sapindales; Anacardiaceae. The transcript has a single exon. Gene Ontology annotation, biological process: hydrotropism.
CAAAAGCUGCAAAUAAUAUAGCUUGGGGAAUAAUCAUUUUCUCCGCCCAAAGAGAUGAUAAUAAUAAUAAAGAUAAUAAUAUAAUUAGCAGACAUGAAGGUUGAGAAAUCAGUAUACAAAACACAAGGGGGCUAAUGAUGUUUCAGUGAUAUAUGUUCAAUGGUCUGCAUAGGUGAUUGGUGAGGGGAGCAACAAAGGACACAAGGGCAGAAUUUGUGUUGGUCCUGGUGGGUACGGUUGGUGUGGCUUUACCUGCUCUUAACUGUUUCCAAAGCUAGUCAGACUAAUCAGUCAAGCUUUUCUCUCUUUUUCCUUAUUUUCAGCUUGAGCCCCCACCCAUUGAUCUAAAAACUACGCAAGGCUAUUUUCCCCCAGUUUCCACUACUGUCUUAAAUCGCCUCUUCUGUCUAUUUUCUAUCGCUCUUUCUUGUCUCUCACUUCCUUCCAAUUCUUUUGUUUAAUUCUCGGUGCUCAGUUAGGCGGAGCUGUUCACCUUCCUUUUGUCAGAAUUCUCUAACAAGUCUCUUUUGCCCAACAGGGGUUGACAAAAACGUAUACAACCAAGAAUAAAUUCACCCAACAUUACAACUGCAUACAAGAAAUCAACGUACUCAAACUUUUUCUUUUUUAUCUUUCCUACUUCCUUUUCUCCUUUAAGUCUUGCAAGUCUCUCAAGACUUGAACUUUGUUUGAGUCUUUUGGUUGUUUCUCAGAUGAAGACAAUCAUGGCCAAAACCCCUCAUGAUUCUUCUUUCUCAUUCUCCAGGAGAUACUUCAACUGGAGAAAGAAAGUUGAAGAUGAAGAUGAUAUUGAAGGAAUCCUAACCAACUCCUUCUAUGAGGAGGAGAAAGAAGAGGAGUUUACAAUAUCAGUUCCAACUCAAAUUACGGAGCUUCCAUCUCGGAGGAAGAAGUUCCCAGUUGUUGCAGUUUCUAAACUCCGAUCAGCACUUCGUAUUUUUGGCAAGAGCCGGUCGUCUUAUCAUUCUGGUUUAGGCAGUCGAGUGAUAGUUACCCUUUUCGGGUAUCGACGCGGUCAUGUUCAUUUUGCAUUUCAAGAAGAUGCUAAGCUAAAUCCAGCUUUCUUGAUCGAACUCGCAACACCAACAAGUGUUUUGGUCCGAGAAAUGGCUUCAGGGCUGGUGAGGAUUGCGCUGGAGUGUGAAAAGAAAACCGAAAAGAAAGGUUUUAAGCUACUAGAGGAGCCACUGUGGAGGACUUACUGCAAUGGCAAGAAAUGUGGGUAUGCAAUGAAACGUGAAUGUGGGGCUGAAGAAUGGAAGAUUUUGAAAGCGGUGGAACCAAUUUCGAUGGGUGCUGGUGUGUUGCCUGCAGGAGAGGGGAAUGGAGUUGGGUCCGAAGGUGAACUCAUGUACAUGAGAGCUAGGUUUGAGAGGGUAGUAGGUUCUAAAGAUUCAGAGGCCUUUUACAUGAUGAAUCCUGAUUGUACUGGAGGUCCCGAACUCAGUGUCUACUUGCUUAGGGUUUAGCGGCGAUCAUUGAUCAAGCCAUUCAAAUUUGAAUGGUGGGUUAAUCAUUUAUGUAUGCUCCUAAUGGAUUUUGCAGUUUUUGUAUUGGGAAUGGGGCUUGCUUUACCACUUUGUAAGUUUGUAAUAUGCAUGCCUUCACUGAUCUCUAGGCAUUGUCUUGGGGUUCAAAUGCAUGAGAUCUUUAUUAUAAUGGGUUAUGGGCAUAUCCAUGUAUAGCUAUUCUCUAUUUUUGAAGUUUUUGGGAACAUGAGCUGCUUUUCCUUUCAAAUUUUCCAUUAUAUAUGUAUAUAUCCCCUGCCUUUUAUUGAAGAUUUUACAAA